AGAGGAGACGCGUGGACGCGCUGUGAAACAUCACGUUUCCACUUUGAGUCGCGGUUGGUCGUGUAACGCUGCAGCGAGUGAACGUGACACGUUGUUUAAUCUUUACGUUUGAUUUCAACCUGAAAUCAGAUCAACGAAGAAGCGACGCGGAAAAAAAUCUCAAAGAAAACGAUGAAGAAGAAGAAAGUUCCGCUCAGCGCCGAGGAGGCGGCGCCAUCCCAGCAUCAGUCAGCUGACUACGUGGUUGGUCAGGUGUCGGGCAGCUUGUUCCUGCAGAACUCUGCGGCGCCCGGAUCCUUGGCGUCGUUGUUCAGCAGCGCCAGCCCGGCGGCGUCUCGUCUGUUCCAGCCGGCGCCUGAGCCGGUCCAGCGGAGCCCAGAGGAGCAGCAGCAGACAGAAACCCCAGAGGUCAAAGGUCAGAAGAAGACGACAAAGAAGCUGUCAAAGGAAAAAUCAGCGUCGGAGCAGAAGCUGGAAAAUAGGGAGAGCAGUCUGCAGGAGGCCGAUGAAGACGAGCUAGGGCAGGUGACGUCCGUGAAGAAGAAAUCGGCGACGAAGAGGAAGGCAUCGGAGGUGGUUGGAGAGAAGGACACAGAGUUCUGGGUGAAGAAGAGGCAGAGGACGAAGGCCGACAGGGACGAGGAGGCGGCGAAGAAGAGGAGGACGGUGUUCGUCGGCAACCUGCCUGUCAGCUGCACCAAGAAGACCCUGCGGAGCCUCUUCAGGGACAAAGGAUCCAUCGAGUCCAUCCGCUUCCGAUCUUUGGUCCGAGAGGAUCCGGCCAUGUCCCGCAAAGUCGCAGUGAUCAAACGACAAAUUCAUCCUAAAAAACAAAGCGUGAACGCCUACGUGGUUUUCAAAGACGAGGAAGGCGUCGCCAAGGCGAUGGAAAGGAACGGCACAGAGAUUGAGAAAGACUUCCACAUCCGAGUGGACCGAGUGACCGACGGCUCGUCGCACGAUCACAAACGUUCCGUCUUCGUGGGGAAUCUGUCAUUCGAGAUGAACGAGCUGGCGUUCCGACGGCAUUUCGAGGAGUGUGGUCCGGUGGAGGCGGUGAGACUCGUCCGAGACCAGAACUCCGGACUGGGGAAAGGAUUCGGCUACGUCCUGUUUGAGAGCGCCGACUCUGUCCAGCUGGCGUUGGAACUGGACGGCUCGAAGCUGGAGGGCAGGACCGUCCGGGUGAAGAGGUCCGUGAAGAAAGAAAAGCAAAAGAAUAAAACCAACGACAAAGGAGCCGCAGGGAGGACGGGCAGGGGCCCGGUGAAGGGCCCCGCCAAGGGCCCGGGGCGGGAGCGAGGACCCAGUCGAGGAGGUUUCAAGAAAUUCGCCGGAAACCAGCAAAGGUCGACCAAGAGCUCCGCCUCCUUCAAGGGAGAGAUGGUCGAUCCGAACAAAAAGAUUAAAAAGAAACGACUGAAGAGGAAACCGAAGCCAAACAAGACUGUUCAUAUCUGACGAAAUAUAUCCCAUGUUUAAUGUUCAUUCAUCCUGUCACUUCCUGUUCAAUCGUCUUGUCCAGCUGCCAAAAUCAAAUCAAAUUAGAAAAAUAUUGUUUAUACGUUUUUACCACGUUUUCAGAUCCUGGAGGAAAAAGGCUGAAAUAUGAUUUUAAUAUCAUUUUUUGUCAAAUCUUUUCUCCUCUUUCCCACGUUUACAUCACUGGACAAUAAAAACUCAAAAGAAACAACUUAA
Messenger RNA from Scophthalmus maximus (turbot), 1698 nucleotides. RefSeq names its product RNA binding motif protein 34 (gene rbm34). NCBI's taxonomy places the organism in Eukaryota, Metazoa, Chordata, Actinopteri, Pleuronectiformes, Scophthalmidae. The record is from RefSeq and is a predicted model, not a curated record. Bases 172 to 1461 code for a protein of 429 amino acids. The transcript has 11 exons. Gene Ontology annotation, molecular function: RNA binding.